AUGGCUGACGACCCCAUGGAUAACAACAACGCUCAGCAAGCCCCUCAAGGCGGCAAUCCGCCGCAAGGCGCCUCCGUCAUUACGGCCGAGGACAUUAUGAGCACGUCGGAACAGGCGCACCUCCGCGAGUCCGCUCUCCACCACGACAACACCCUCGCAGGCCUCAACCAUCGCCUGGAGGACCUCGCCGUCACCUUGCGCGUCGAGAAUCGCACGAUGCACAUCUCUGCCACCAUGGGCUUCCAUCGAGUCGCCGAGAAGCUGCGGACCCAGCGCGAGACCAUGCGAUCGCUGGGCCGCCAGGUCAUCGACGCGGUGCGCGGCAUGUUAUUGGAGCUCGUGGAGCGCUUCUCCGGUUGA
Peniophora sp. CBMAI 1063 is the source of this 360-nucleotide messenger RNA. The record is from the annotation of a GenBank genome assembly. Lineage: Eukaryota; Fungi; Basidiomycota; Agaricomycetes; Russulales; Peniophoraceae.